Molecule: messenger RNA, 1661 nt
Organism: Triticum dicoccoides
Lineage: Eukaryota; Viridiplantae; Streptophyta; Magnoliopsida; Poales; Poaceae
Product: protein FAR-RED IMPAIRED RESPONSE 1-like
Exons: 3
Coding region: 407-1576 (389 amino acids)
Source: RefSeq, a predicted model, not a curated record
UAUGUGUUUGUAUCGUUUAAAGUCAAGCAAACUAGGUGCAUGACUUUUGUGUGUUUCAUUGGCAGAUCAAGCUAGAGCCAUGGAAAAAGCCAUCGAGGAGGUGUAUCCCGAAUCCACGCAUCGUUGGUGCAAAUGGCACGUACCGAAGAAGGCCAAAGAAAACUUGGGUGCUCAUUACACCAAGAAGUCAGAUUUCAGGGCAGAAUUCCACAAGCUUGUUCAUGAGAUGCUGACUAUUGAUGAAUUCGAGGACGGCUGAGCAACACUUCUUGACAAAUAUUCACUGAAAACGAAUCCAUAUCUCACGCAGAUAUACGAGACUAGGGAGAAGUGGGCAAAACCUUACUUUGCCGAGAAAUUUUGUGCUCGCCAAACCAGCACUGGCAGGAGUGAGAGUGCAAACCAUAUGUUGAAGCAGUAUGUCCCCCCGUCAUGCUCCAUGAAUCUUUUUGUCAAGCAAUACAACAAGCUCCAAUUCGAUCGAGAACAGGAGGAAGGUUUCCAGGAGAAACGUACGAGAUUGAGUCGUGCUGUGCUGAAGGUGAAUACCGCUCUUGAAGUCCACGCGAGCAAGAUAUAUACGAGGAAGAUGUUUGAGAUUUUUGGGGGCAUACUGUAUGAAUCUAGAAGGUAUGAUGUCGAAGAAAUCAUAGAGAAGCAAAAGUACAUAGUGACACACCAGAAAGCUGAGCACCGUGAGAAGUGGUUCAUGUGCCGUUUUGAGGUUAACGUGUCGGAUAACCUUGGUUAUUUUUCGAGCAUCUGCGGCCUGUUUGAGCACAUGGGCAUGGUUUGUUGUCACUCGUUGCAGGUGAUGGUUUUGCUGCGUCUGAAGCAGAUACCUCCGAGGCACAUAUUGAAAAGGUGGAGCAUACACGGUAGAGACAACCUGCCGGGGCAUCUGAAGCACUAUCAACAAGACAUGGGUCAGCCGGAUGCGCCUACUUCCAGGCAUUCUGCUAUGUACAUCACUGCCCUGGAGGUUGGAAAUAUGGGCGACAGGAACCCGGCUGCUUUUGAGUUUAUGAUGUCAGGCCUGGUUGAACUUAGAACAAGAGGCGCUGAGGUAUGCGCGUUCAACGACGGACUGGGCGUCGUUGAGCAGCAGGUAUCCAACAAUGUAGUUGCUGGAGGUCCGAGGUCAAAGUAUGUCGACGGCAAGACAACUUGCUCAGUAAGAAGUGUGGAAGGCAAUCGCACCAAUUCACGUGAUGCCACGUUGGUGCCUGUGCAUCCUCCAAUGAAUCAGGCCUCAGAUUUCCCCGAAGCCGCGUCACGUCUAAUGCACAAUGAUGAACAAGAAUUGCUUGCACCAGAAAGAAACAACAAACGUGGCCGACCAACCACUAGCCGUGACAAAGCUCCUUAUGAGAAGGACAUCGCGAAAAGGUCUAGGUUCUAUUCCAUCUACAGGGGCAAAGGGCACAAAGCCAGUACUUGCCCUGAUCGAGGUGACAUGCCAAAAAAGGAAAGGAAGGUGGCCACAAGCGGCAAAUGCGGGGUUCCAGGCCACCGAAGGACGACUUGCAGCAAGCCACUCGUGUCGAUGAUGCCCGGAGUCCCUCCUUCACAUUAGAUGAUGAAUGUGCUACGCUGAUUCGCCCGUUUACCAUUUGGUUAUGUGUGGGUCAUGUUGACUGGACGUCUUUAGAUGCACAAUU